AUGCUUCAGACAAUAUCCAGUGAUACUGAAUUCAAAAAAAUUUUAAACCAAUUUAUGAUGAAUGAUCCUGAAACAAAAGAUUUUGGAGUAUAUUUUGAACGAAUGUAUGCAAAUAGAGCAACAUUAUGGGCAUAUUGUUACAGAAAAGGACUGGGAGUAAAUUGCAAUAUGCAUCUAGAAUCAAUGCAUAAAACUAUAAAGUAUCAUUACUUAAAUGGAUGUAAAAUUGGAAGAUUGGAUAAAAGUAUAAUGACAAUAAGACGAUUUACGCGUGAUAAAAAGGUAGAAAGAAUGAUCAAAUUGACAAAGGGUAAAUCAACAACAAGAAUUCAAGAAAUAAAAAAAAGACAUGUAACCAGUAUUUCACUUAAUUUAAAAAUAUCCAAGAACGAUGCAAAAAGCUGGAAUGUAGAUAGUGAACAUACACCAAAUUCUGAUCACCUUAAAGAAGCUAUUAAAAAGAUAGAUGCUCUCAAUGCAUUUAUUGACGCAACAACAAAACAAUCUGCGCCAAGUAAAGAGUUCAUUAAAAUAAACAACGAUCCACCUAAUAAAAAAUAA
Molecule: messenger RNA, 561 nt
Organism: Macrosiphum euphorbiae (potato aphid)
Lineage: Eukaryota; Metazoa; Arthropoda; Insecta; Hemiptera; Aphididae
Source: the annotation of a GenBank genome assembly